This is a messenger RNA of Schizophyllum commune H4-8, 1413 nucleotides long. RefSeq lists its product as uncharacterized. The coding region runs from base 1 to 1413 and encodes 470 amino acids. Gene Ontology annotation, molecular function: zinc ion binding. The record is from RefSeq and is a predicted model, not a curated record. NCBI's taxonomy places the organism in Eukaryota, Fungi, Basidiomycota, Agaricomycetes, Agaricales, Schizophyllaceae. The transcript has 6 exons.
AUGUCUGAUCCUUCUGGAGUACUUCCGGAACCUGUAUCAUUGACUUCUGGUACUGGAAUACGCGUGGACCAGCUCAGACGCCGAACAUGCUUCAUAUGCCAGCAGGAAGAGACAUUCGACGCUGACAGCAAUCCAUCUAACGCCUGGGUUCAUCCAUGUCGAUGCACGCUGCUAGCACAUCGCACUUGCCUCGUGAACUGGAUCAACGCCGUACACCUCCCCAAAGCGCCAGACCCGUACAAGAUGGAAGUGCGGUGUCCGCAAUGCAACGAAGUCUACACCUUUGCGGUCAAUGAUAGCACACCUUCGCGGUUGCUCAAGGUCUUCGACCUGGGCAACAAGAUCGUCGAGGGCGCUGUGCAGAUUGGCAUGAGAGCCCUGGUUAUUGGGGCCAUAUUGUCCUUUGGACGAUCAAUAUACACCGUAUUCAUCGCCUAUGGCGCCGCCUCAAUCCGCCUCUACAUCGGCGAAGAAAUGUACCAAAUCCUCCUCUCCGACGACACCCUCGUCUGGCCCUGGGAGGCCUUCAUCCGCCUCCCCUGGAUCCCCCUCAACGCCCUCCUCGGCUCCUACCUCUCUAUCGCCAACAUCCUCUGGGACCCCCUUCCCGCAUUCCUCAUCUGGCCCGCGUCCACCGCGGCUGCCCAUCGUACUGUACGGCGCACGCUCCUCUCGCUCGGCCGAUCCGACGCCUUCCCCCGCGGCGUCACCGCGGCAUGGCCACCGUCACCGGCUUUUGUGCAUUUCCUGGGUAUACCCGGCGCGAGGUUCACGUACUCGCUCGUGCGCGGGCGGAUGAUACGAAGAAUCGCAGGCCUGCCGCAGCGGGAAAGCACGGCUGAGAACACCCUGCGGCAGCUCGUCGAGGACUCGGACUCGGAGGACUCGGACGGAGAGGAGGGCGACGAAGGCGACGAGGUAGACGAAGCGGUCGCCCUACAACGCCACCUGAGCCGCCCCGGCUGGCUUGCGCGCGCGGGCCACUCCCUCCUCACGCCGUUCUACGCGAACGGAAUGGGGUGGGUGCUCGGCGAGGCCGCACGGCAUGCGCAGUGGCUGAAGACGGCGCUGGCGAUCCGGCCGGCGCUGGACCCGCUGGCGGUGGUGCCGGCGCCAGUGCUCACGCCUCUAGAUUUUUGGAAGACGGGGGCGAUGAGGGGGGAGGAUGUGAGCUCGAUCACGGCGUUCUUCCGCGCGUUCUGGGGCGGGACGGGGCUGUGGGCGAGUACGGACCCGGUGUGGUUCCGCAAUAUCCUCGGGCUGGGUAUUUUCAUGGUGGCCAAGGAUGCUCUGUAUGCCCUGCACCUACGAUACGCGCUCAGAGAACUCCGGUCGCGCAAGAUCAUCAGCCGCGAUUUCGGGAACGUAGACAGGAGUACGCUGGACUUGAUACCCCGAGAUGUAGCCAGUUGA